This is a messenger RNA of Trichoplax adhaerens, 6423 nucleotides long. RefSeq lists its product as uncharacterized. Gene Ontology annotation, molecular function: ATP hydrolysis activity; ATP binding; nucleic acid binding. The transcript is spliced from 47 exons. NCBI's taxonomy places the organism in Eukaryota, Metazoa, Placozoa, Uniplacotomia, Trichoplacea, Trichoplacidae. The coding region runs from base 1 to 6423 and encodes 2140 amino acids. Gene Ontology annotation, cellular component: nucleus. The record is from RefSeq and is a predicted model, not a curated record.
AUGGCUGAUGCCACUGCAAGAUCACUACAAUAUGAUUACCGAGCGAAUUCUAACCUCGUUCUCCAAGCUGAUAUCUCAUUGCUGGAAAAGCGCGGGAGGGAUGAAUCAACUGGUGAAGUUACUUCGCUCUCUGGCCACCUCGUCGGAACAAAAAUGGGUGAUAAAGCCCAAAGAGCGAAACCUCCAACAGCAGAAGAAGCAAAACCAAAGCGGCGUAAGAUCACGUCCGAGAAGCGACAAGAUAUCCUUAAAUCAAAGCAAGCUAGUUUAUUAUCCUCUGAUCUAUUCGACAUGCCAAAUAUCUAUAAACCCAAGACGAGAGCAACAAAGAGCACUUACGAACUGAUGCUAAAUAUUGUUCAAGGAUCACUUGGAGAUCAACCUCGAGAAAUUUUAGUUGCUGCCGCUGACGAAGUGCUAGCAGCAUUAAAAAAUGAUAAAAUGAGGGAAACUGAAAAAGCUCAGGCAGUUCGAUCACUGCUAGGCUCUAUUCUAGACGAACGUUUUUCCAUGUUAUUGAAUUUGUCUAAGAAAAUCUCAGACUAUGGAGAAGAAAAGGAAACUGUCGAAAGAGAAGAAAACCUUGAAGAAACUGGUGUUGCUAUACAAUUUGAUGAAUCUGAUGAUGAAGCUGAAGAACGGUAUGACGAUAUCAAAGACGAAGAUUCUGAAGAAGAAACCGAAGGAGUGGAAGCCGAAUUUAGUGGUACGUUGCACAAAGGUGGAAGAGCAGACGACAGUAGCCUUGAUCAAGAGACCUCGCGGGAUUGCAUUGAGCCACGCAGCAUUGACGCUUAUUGGUUGCAGCGUGAACUUAAUAAAGCUUAUGGUGAUCAUAUGGUAUCCAAAAAGAAGGCUGAAGAAGUCCUUGAUAUUUUGCAGAAUGCUGGCGAUGACCGUGAAUGUGAGCACAAAUUGGUUAUAGCUCUUGGAAUUGACCAGUUUAAUUUUAUCCGAAUUCUCCGCAAAAAUCGUAUGCCUGUAUUAUAUUGUACGUUACUAGCUCGUGCACAAUCGCCUGCUGAAAGGCAAGUCAUUGAAGCAAAAAUGAAAGAUGAUCCUAAAUUAGUGGAUAUAUUGCGAGCUUUAUCAGCUCUUGAUGAAGAAGAUCUCGUCCAAGAAGAAAAAAGUCGUAAACAAGCUGCCCGUGCUGCUAGAAUUGAGGCUGGCGUAACCAAUGAAGAUGCUAAUCAAGCCGCUGCAGUCGAAUCCAAGAGGAUGUUGUUACUAGAAGAUAUAGGAUUUUUUGAAGGCAGCCAUUUAAUGGCAAAUAAGAAGUGUACCUUACCUGAUGGGUCAUAUCGUAAAGCAAGGAAAGGUUAUGAAGAAGUCCAUGUUCCUGCAUUGAAGCCGAAACCUUUCGAUGCUGGAGAGACUUUGGUUCCUAUAAGUGUUCUUCCUAAAUAUGCUCAGCCUGCAUUUGAUGGGUACUCUAGUCUUAAUCGUAUCCAAAGUCGCUUGGUCGAUAGAGUUCUCAACUCUGACGAAAAUAUCUUACUCUGUGCACCAACGGGUGCUGGAAAAACCAAUGUGGCACUGUUAUCGAUUCUACGAGAAAUUGGAAAAAAUACUGACGAAGAUGGAACUAUAAAUACCGAGGCGUUUAAAAUAAUUUACGUUGCCCCCAUGAAAUCUCUAGUUCAGGAAAUGGUUGGCAAUUUUUCUAAGCGACUAGGUUCGUAUGGCAUUACCGUUAAUGAGUUGACUGGUGAUCAUCAACUAAGCAAGGAACAAAUGGAUAAAGCCCAGGUGAUCGUAUGUACUCCAGAAAAAUGGGAUAUAAUAACUCGCAAAAGUGGAGAUCGCUCAUUCGCGCAAUUUGUGAGCUUAGUAAUAAUUGACGAGAUACAUUUACUACACGACGAUCGUGGCCCUGUAUUGGAAGCGAUAGUGGCGAGAACAAUUCGUCAAAUAGAAAUGACUAAGGAGAUUGUAAGACUGGUUGGACUUAGUGCUACAUUACCGAAUUAUGAAGAUGUUGCUACAUUCCUACGUGUAAAGCCUUCGAAAGGCCUAUUCUUCUUUGACAACAGCUUUCGUCCAGUUCCACUUGAGCAAAAAUAUAUCGGAAUCACUGAAAAGAAACCAUUAAAACGAUUUCAGGCUAUGAAUGACAUUGUCUACGAUAAGGUUAUUGAACAUGCAGGCAAAAAUCAGGUUUUGGUAUUCGUUCAUUCCAGAAAAGAAACCGGAAAGACUGCUAGAGCCAUAAGGGAUUUGUGCCUUGAAAAGGAUACCAUAGGGAAAUUCUUGAGAGAAGAUUCUGCUAGUACGGAAAUUUUAAGAACCGAAGCUGAUCAGGUCAAGAACAAUGAACUCAAGGAAUUACUACCUUACGGAUUUGCUAUUCAUCAUGCUGGAAUGACAAGGGUCGAUCGUACGCUAGUAGAGGAUUUAUUUGCUGACAAACAUGUCCAAGUAUUGAUCUCGACCGCAACUCUCGCUUGGGGCGUAAAUUUACCCGCACAUACUGUUAUUAUUAAGGGAACACAGAUUUAUAAUCCAGAGAAGGGGCGCUGGGUUGAGCUGAGCGCUUUGGAUGUCUUGCAAAUGUUAGGUCGUGCGGGUAGACCACAGUACGAUGCUAUUGGAGAGGGUAUCGUGAUAACGAAUCAUAGUGAAUUGCAGUACUACUUAUCCCUAUUAAAUCAACAAUUACCGAUUGAAAGUCAAUUCAUUACUAAAUUACCGGAUAGUCUUAAUGCGGAAAUAGUACUUGGUACUGUUAAAAAUGCUAAGGAAGCGGCUAAUUGGUUGGGUUAUACCUACCUAUAUAUCCGUAUGCUUAGAAACCCUGUCUUGUACAGCAUUUCGAAUCAAGAAAAAGAAAACGACACUUUCCUUGAACAACGUCGCAUGGAUUUAAUUCAUACAGCAGCUUCACUAUUGGAUAAAGACAACCUAAUAAAAUAUGAUAAAAAAUCUGGCAAUUUUCAAAUCACUGAAUUAGGAAGAAUUGCUAGUCAUUAUUAUUGCAGCAGAGAAACGAUUUCUGCAUAUAACAAACACCUGAAACCGACCUCAACUGAAAUAGAGUUAUUGCGCAUCUUUUCCUUAUCCUCAGAAUUUAAGCACAUUACAGUGCGAGAGGAAGAAAAGCUCGAAUUACAGCGCCUAAUGGAAAGGAUUCCGAUUCCUGUCAAGGAAAGUAUCGACGAGCCAAGUGCAAAGGUCAGCGUAUUACUACAAGCGUAUAUUUCGCAACUAAAGCUUGAUGGGUUCGCUCUUGCCGCAGAUAUGGUUUUUAUAUCUCAAUCUGCAGGUCGAUUAAUGAGAGCUAUAUUCGAAAUUGCUUUGAGUCGUGGUUGGGCUCAAACCGUUGAUAAAGUUUUAAAUCUGUGCAAAAUGAUCGAUAGAAAAAUGUGGCAGUCAAUGAAUCCCCUACAUCAGUUUAAAAAGAUUCCCGUAGAUUUAGUUAGAAAAAUAGAGAAGAAAGACUUCCCCUGGGAACGCCUUUUUGAUCUCGGCCACAACGAAAUUGGAGAAUUAAUACGAAAACCUAAAAUGGGUAAAACGAUAUACAAAUAUGUUCACCAAUUUCCGAGGCUGGAUAUUAGUGCUCAUAUUCAACCCAUAACCCGCUCGAUGCUGAAGGUGGAGGUAUCAAUUUCGCCAGAUUUUCAGUGGGAUGAAAAAAUACAUGGAAAAUCAGAGGCUUUCUGGAUAUUUAUAGAAGAUGUCGAUGGUGAAGCAUUGCUCCACAGCGAGUAUUUUUUACUGAAAAGUAAAUAUGCUAGCGAAGAACAAGUUAUAAAGAUUUUUGUCCCGAUAUUUGAACCUCUUCCUCCACAGUAUUUUAUUCGAGUAGUGUCUGAUCGUUGGCUGGGUUGUGAAAGUGUAUUACCUGUAACCUUCCGGCAUCUAAUUCUUCCCGAAAAAUUUACACCGCCGACAGAAUUAUUGGACUUACAGCCUUUACCAGUAAAAGCAUUGCGAAAUGUUGCUAUUGAAAAGUUCUACAGUGAAAAAAAUUUGACUUUUUUUAAUCCUGUUCAAACACAAGUAUUUAAUGCGUUGUACAAUAGCAAUGAUAAUGUCUUCGUUGGGGCACCUACCGGCAGUGGUAAAACGAUAUGUGCUGAAUUUGCUAUAACGCGGCUUCUUAAUACCCAAAAUGACGGAAAAUGCGUUUAUGUCACGCCUUUCCAAUCACUAGCUGAAAAACUCUAUAUUGAAUGGAUGGAAAGAUUUGAAAAACGUCUCGGAAAAACGGUCAAUAUUUUGACUGGAGAGAUCAGCAUCGACAUAAAACGAUUAAGUACAGGCAAUAUAAUUAUCAGCACUCCCGACAAAUGGGAUAUACUUUCGAGAAGAUGGAAACAAAGGAAAGCUGUAUUAAAAGUGAAUUUAUUUCUAAUUGAUGAAGCUCAUCUUAUUGGUGGGGAAAUAGGGCCAUCGAUUGAAAUUAUUUGUUCUCGAAUGAGGUACAUCUCAUCGCAAGUUGAAGACCCAAUACGCAUUAUUAUGCUUAGUUCACCUAUUGCAAAUGCAUCUGAUUUGGCUCAGUGGCUUGGUGUCAGCAGUAGCUGCUUGUUUAACUUUCAUCCUAAUGUAAGGCCAACGCCGUUAGAGUUGCAUAUACAGGGGUUUCACACUACCCAUUCGCCAACCCGAUUUAUAACAAUGAUUAGGCCAACUUACAAUACGAUUUUGAAGUAUUCCCCUUCGAAACCUUGUAUUAUUUAUGUACCAUCUCGACGACAGACAAAACUUACGGCUCUUGAUAUAAUAACUUAUUGUACAGCCGACGGGGAUGCACAUCGGUUCUUACUUUGUCCAAUAGAAAAAAUUGAAAAUUAUCUUCGUCAUAUCUCAGACAGUACGUUAAAAGAAACUUUGUUGCAUGGCAUUGCGUAUGUACACGAAGGUUUGAGUGAUACCGAACUAAGAAUAAUCGAGCAACUAUAUGAUGCUUGUUACAUACAGAUUGUCGUUAUCUCUAGAAAAAUGAGCUGGAAUUUUAAUUUUGGAGCCCACUUGGUAAUUGUUAUGGACACCCAAUAUUACGAUGGUAGAAAUCACACGUACGUCGACUAUCCAGUAACAGAAGUCCUACAGAUGGUUGGAAAAGCUAACAGGCCAAUGAUUGAUAAUGCAGGUGUUUGUGUGAUCAUGUGCCAAACAUCGAAAAAGGAAUUCUAUAAGAAAUUUCUUUACGAACCAUUACCGGUAGAGUCCCAUUUACAACACUGCUUUCAUGACCAUCUCAAUGCUGAAAUUGUUACAAAAACAAUCGAAAACAAGCAAGAUGCUGUAGAUUACUUAACAUGGACUUUUAUGUAUAGACGAAUGACGCAAAACCCUAACUACUACAACCUGCAAGGGGUUAGCCAUCGACAUCUGUCCGACCAUUUAUCGGAAUUCGUAGAGACUAUCUUAGACGAUUUACAGCAAUCCAAGUGCAUUGCUAUUGAGGACGAUUUUGACAUUAGCCCGUUGAAUCUUGGUAUGAUUGCAUCCUACUACUAUAUCAAUUACAGAACAAUCGAGCUUUUCAGUAUGUCUCUUGCUGGCAAGACUAAACUACGCGGUUUAAUAGAAAUUUUGGCUUCGUCCGCCGAAUAUGAAAAUAUACCAAUAAGACGCCAUGAAGAAAGGAUUCUGGCCAAGUUAGCACAACGCGUCCCAUAUAAAUUGCCUGACCUGAAAUUUAACGACUCUCAUAAUAAGACGAAUCUUCUACUACAAGCUCAUAUGUCACGGAUACAACUACCUCCGGAGCUUCAAAUGGAUACUGAAGACAUUCUAAAUAAGGCUAUCCGUUUGAUUCGCGCAUGCGUUGAUGUCUUAAGCAGUAACGGAUGGUUAAGCCCGGCUUUAUCUGCCAUGGAAAUCGCUCAAAUGUUAACUCAGGCUGUCUGGAAUAAAGAUUCCUACCUUAAACAAUUGCCACAUUUCACAUCAGAAAUUAUUAAAUCAUGCACUGAAAAGGGCAUUGAAUCUGUCUUUGAUGUAAUGGACAUGGAAGACGGGGAGAGAAACGAUUUAUUACAACUCGAUGAUAAGCAGAUGCAGGACGUUGCAAGAUUUUGUAAUCGGUAUCCCAAUAUUGAUGUAUCUUAUGAAGUUGAAGACGAAAGCAAUAUUAUUAGCGGAUCACCAGCAACUGUGAAAGUUCAAUUAAGCAGAGAAGAUGAAGUUAGCGGUCCAGUAAUAGCACCAUUCUUUCCACAAAAACGCGACGAAGGCUGGUGGUUAGUUAUUGGGGAGUCUGAAGACAACAACCUGUUGUCCAUAAAACGACUAACAUUACAGCAGAAGGCCGACAUCAAGCUUGACUUUAUAGCAUCUGGACCUGGUAAACAUAGCCUGAAGCUUUUAUUAAUGAGCGAUUGCUAUGUUGGAUGCGACCAAGAAUUUAUCAUUGACAUUGUCGUUGGUGAAGAUAACGAAACGAAAAGCGAAUUUAUUAACGAAGAUUAA